This is a messenger RNA of Blastomyces gilchristii SLH14081, 328 nucleotides long. RefSeq lists its product as uncharacterized. NCBI's taxonomy places the organism in Eukaryota, Fungi, Ascomycota, Eurotiomycetes, Onygenales, Ajellomycetaceae. The record is from RefSeq and is a predicted model, not a curated record. The transcript has a single exon. The annotation marks the transcript as partial.
AUCUAUAUCUGCUGAUGAUAGUGAACUCAAUAUUGAAUCAUUGAUUGAGAAUUUAAAGAAUGUGAUAAUAAAGAAAUUGUCUGUAUUAUAUAUAGCUGAGUCUUCUGCAUUUCUUUCUAUCUCUUUUAUCACUGUUUCUCUCUCUACUGCUCUCUCUCAAUCUUCUAUUCUUAUCUCUGUUUUCAGUUCUCUCACUUCUGCUAUCUCUGUUUCUAUAACUCUUACUCUCACUACUUCUGCUUUCUCUGCUUCUACUGUCUCUGCUUUCAUUAUCAGCUCUUUUCAUUUCAAGAAGAUAUUGUAUAGGCUUAAUAAAUCACAUUUCUCA